AUGUCUUAUGUUUCUAGUUGGCCUGUAUUUGUAGAAUGUGAUACAAGUACAAAAUUUUGGAAUAGAAAUGAUUGUGUUGUUGACAAUAGUAUUUUAUUAAGCGAAGAAUUAAAGAAAACAGACUAUAAAAGUGUAACAAUAAAAGAACGAACUUAUGUGUUAAACAAUAAGGGUUAAUUUUACUACUUGAAGUAAGAUAAGUUAAGAUGGGUGUAAUUGAAUACAUAAAUGAGUGUAAAAUUAAUAGAAUUGAAGUUACCAUAAAGAGAUCAUGAUGUUGUAAAGGUGAUUAGAAUAAAGAAAAAUCAGAGAGUUUAUGCAUGUUUUUGGAAUAUAGAUUAGUAAUAGUUUUAAUGAAUAGAGUUAGAAGACAUUUGAAUAUUUUAAAAGGAUAGCUGGAUUUUGUGUAUGUUAGAAUUUCGAAUAACUGUACACAUUCUAAGAUUUAUUGGGAAAGGGUGGUUAUUCUAAAGUUUAUAAGCUUUGUCCAGUUAAUAAACUACCUUAUUAAAAGUAAUUUUAUGCUGGGAAAGUAUAUAAUAAAGUAGAAGUGAAUUCUAAAAAGAAUUUAAUGUCAAUUUCAUAAUUAAUAAGAUAAGAAUGUGAGAUUUUAAAAAAGUUGAAUUCUCCAUUUAUUUUGAACUUAUUUGAGAUAAUCCAAUUAGAUGAAUAAUUAAGUAAGAAUGUUUAAUAAAAAUUAUGAAUAGUAUUGAUAACAGAAUUAUUAAGUAGUGGAUCUUUAUAUUAAUUACUAAAGGAGAAAGUUCGUAUAUAAGAAAUGGAAGCAAGUGGAAUAAUAAUGAGAAUAGCACUAGGAUUAUAAUGUCUUCAUAGGUAAAAAGACAAUUAACUUAGUUUAGGGUAUGUUCAUAGGGAUAUAAAAUUAGAGAAUGUAUUGCUAGAUAAAGAUGAGAUAAAAAUAAUAGAUUUAGGAUUUGCAGAAUAAAUAAAUAGAAAUGUAUUAACUUCAGGAUAAGGUACUGUAGGUU
Paramecium sonneborni is the source of this 989-nucleotide messenger RNA. NCBI's taxonomy places the organism in Eukaryota, Ciliophora, Oligohymenophorea, Peniculida, Parameciidae. The record is from the annotation of a GenBank genome assembly.